Molecule: messenger RNA, 1772 nt
Organism: Pisolithus orientalis
Lineage: Eukaryota; Fungi; Basidiomycota; Agaricomycetes; Boletales; Pisolithaceae
Product: kinase-like domain-containing protein
Exons: 8
Coding region: 270-1358 (362 amino acids)
Biological process (GO): protein phosphorylation
Molecular function (GO): ATP binding; protein kinase activity
Source: RefSeq, a predicted model, not a curated record
UCCAUUAGUUUCUGUACAUCAGCAAUUCCAGUGCAUCCGUGAGACCCAUCUCUCCCUUUCUAUUCAAUGUACGAGCGUUAGAAGUGGUGUAGUAAAGCGUGUUGCGACGACACGUAUGACGUUCACGUACUGGCGCUGUGACAAAUGGCACAAAUUCGCCUGCUCGGCUGCUCACGUUGUACUCGAGCGCCUGGUGCCAAGCUGCGCCUGCACGAUGCAAGACGGCACAAUUGUACCACGCCGUCGUUCGUCCCUCCGCUCGCCGGAAAAUGCGUGAUAUGAGCCAGGAACUGAAACAACUGUCUGGAUGGGCAACACCAUUCGGAAUCAACUUGGACGAGGCUGUAACCCUAGACAAGAGGAUAAACUACGUUCGCGGCAGUCAUGCAGUUGUUUUCCAGGGAACCUUACGCAACACAGGAACAAGGGUAGCAGUCAAGGUCCUGCGUUCCGGUCCCCCGGAGGACGAAGCCACCAUCAAGCGGGUUCUCGAAGAGGUGCAUCUCUGGUCCACACUGCACCACGAAAAUGUCCUCCCGCUGCUAGGAAUCAUUACUACAUAUGAUCUUACGGUGUCGCUGGUGGUUAAGUGGGUCGAGAGGGGCGAUGCACAUGCCUAUGUCCAGGAUUCGAACGUCGACCCCCGCCCUUUGCUGUUAGGCGUCGCUCGUGGACUUCAAUACUUGCACGAGUUUCAAUCUAAACCAGUGGUUCACGGAGGUCUCAAGGGGUCCAACAUACUAAUAUCUGAGCAAGGGCAUGCGCUCCUAACAGAUUAUGGACUCCCUCAUCUGCUUCAUGGUUCUUUCAGCAUGUCAAUCAGUGCCCCCAGUUUAAGCGCUUUGAAUUGGACGGCACCAGAAAUUUUGGAAUCUGAUGAACAAGAGAUAACCAUGCCAGGGGAUGUUUGGGGAUUCGGAAUGACUGCAUUUGAACUAUUCACCCGUCAAAUUCCCUUCUCUGAUCGCCGAAGUUUUCAGAGCAUCAAACAACGUGUUUCGGAAGGUCCACCAGAGCGUCCAGAUACGAAAAGCACAUACGAUCGCAUGACGGAUGAAUGGUGGUCAAUUUGUACGUCGUGUUGGUGCAGCGAUGCGUCGUCUCGUCCGAAAGCAUCGGGCCUGGUCUCUGAGGUUGAACGAGCACUCGAGACCAUGCGCAGGGAACAUCACGUUUCGCUGUCCAGCACGGAAUGUUCGGAACAUGUCGCAGACCAAGAAGCUAAGUCGGCCCGUAGUUUAACUGUCAGCGAUACCGAAAGGCGCCCACUCGAGGUACCCGAAGGGAGCAUAUUUUCCUUCAUACGCAAGACGCUCUCAGCAAUAUUUUUGCGUGCAGGAGACAAAAGUACGACGUAGCUGGUGUUUCUUGGACUUCUUUCAUUGCUUCGCACGUAGCUUGUAAGCACAGUUGAGGCCUGUAACUUAAACGCGCUUCUUCCUGGCUUGAACAUGUUUUUUCUUCUUCAGUUUGACAACAUCGGAAAGGUUAGAAUAUUAGCCCUGAUACAUCACCGCCAGUGAAGUCAAAGGCCCAGGCCCAGGCGCGGGCCCCAUUUGAGGGUAGGAAAACGCCAGAUGUUACAUGUCGCGUCCCAUCAUUUUCAGAUGAGAUCCUUGAUGGAUAGAAGAGCAACUGAGAUAUCGUCGCUGAGAAGAGUGAAGUUUGCCUGGGUGGAAACCGAAUCAAUCCGACAUGCGGUCGGAAAACUGCCUCACCCACAUAACCUUAAGUGAAAGAAAAGUGAGGAUGCCCAGCUCGUGGAACGGACC